AUGGUUCAGCAGAUUAUUAUUAUCUCAUUUCAUCACGUCGACUGGUCGGUCUCAUUGCCGCUCACUCAUGGGAUAAUAUUCCGACGCCCGUCAGCCCUGGACAUGCUGGGCGCCGUACUGUUCCAACAUGGUGAAGCAGUUUAUUCGCUGGUACUACCAACGGGCCAACAUUAUUUCCCAACGCUAGCUGUCACUUCGGGACGUAUUGGACAACGAUUGUGGACCGCAACCCGCGCCGACGACUAA
This is a messenger RNA of Caenorhabditis auriculariae, 246 nucleotides long. NCBI's taxonomy places the organism in Eukaryota, Metazoa, Nematoda, Chromadorea, Rhabditida, Rhabditidae. The record is from the annotation of a GenBank genome assembly.